ACGCCUGAAGUGGGGAUUGGCUAAGGUAGAAGAAGCCCUGCCCCCUGGCCUGCCCGUCUGCACUCCUCAAAUCUCGUAAAUACAUUUUCUUCCUUGUAGAAUCAAUCACAACCUUCGUGAAUCUUCGCCGGAGGAGCUUCAGAACGCAGCAGAGGAGCUGUUAAGUGAACAUAAUGGGGAAGAUCGAGUGGGCUAUGUGGGCCAAUGAGCAGGCUUUGGCGUCGGGUCUAAUUCUCCUCACAGGAGGAAUUAUAGGCGUUGCUGGACAGUUCAGAGGGUGGCAGUUUGCUGCUUAUUCAGUUGCUGCUGGGGUGUUUGUGUGUCUGCUUGAAUAUCCCAGAGGCAAGAGGGCCAAGGGCACGAGUAUGGAGAGAACGGGCCAGUACUGCUUCACUGUGUGUGUAAAAGCUUUUGGACCACUGACAAGGAACUACUAUGUCAGGGCAUUUUUACAUGCUGCUAUCUGUGUACCUGGGGGUUUUAUGCUUGCCACUGUUCUUGGAUGUGUCUGCCUUGGCAUAGCCAGCCUCAUCUACCUCGCAGCAGCAAUCCGAGGGGAGCACUGGGAGCCCAUUCUUCCACGGAAAGAGACCCGAAAGCCGGUUGGAGAGAGCAUCAAGAAUCCUCCUCAGAAUCCACCACCAAGACCUCCUCCGGAGAUGCGCAGGAAACAAGCAGGCGACCUGGAAAAAGCAGUUUAUGACAAUCCCAUGCCUGUUACUGAUGAGUAACCAGUAUUCCUUCCCUUCAAAACCAGUUACAACAGAGUUUACUGGAUUGUGUAACUCUGGAUGAAUAAACUUUUCUGAAAUGUAGUUUUUUAGACUGGGCAGCAUGUUAGAUAUAUACCUCCUUACCUCAACUUGCAGAAAAAUGUGAGGAAUAAAUGAAGGAAAUGGGAAAGUUUUUUUUUUUAAUCACCAUCAAAAAGCAAAGAAAAAACAAAUAGAAUAGAAGCAGAAUAGAAAUGUAAGCCCUGUAGCUGCGAAGUGUUAUCCACACUCAAAUAUUGUCAAUUUAGAGGACUGUAGAUACUUCUGUUUUAAGUUGUUCUGCAUCAAAAUAGUGUUCUUAACCCUUCCAAAAAGGCAACUGAUCCCAGUGCUGUUUGAUAGGAUUAAAUAGACCUUGAUUUUCUUCUGCUUAUCCAAUUCAGGGUCGCGAGGGGGCUGGAGCCUAUCCCAGCUGUCAUAGGGCGAGAGGCAGGGCACACCCUGUACAGGUCACCAGUCUGUCGCAGGGCUAACACAGGCAGACAACCAUUCACACUCACAUUCACACCUAUGGACAAUUUAGAAUCACCAAUUAACCUAACCACCCUACCUGCAUGUCUUCACACCGUGGGAGUAACCCAGAGAGAACACCUGGGGAGAACAUGCAAACGCCAAUCAGAAAGGCCCCGGCAAGAUGGUGUAUUCAAACCCACAACCUAUGCUAACUACACGCCACCAUGCAGCCUGUUUAUUAAUCUUUUUGUCUGUGAUUAUGAUGUGUUGUAAAUAAACUCCUUGUAUCCUUUGA
Messenger RNA from Archocentrus centrarchus (flier cichlid), 1521 nucleotides. RefSeq names its product cytochrome b-245, alpha polypeptide (gene cyba). Gene Ontology annotation, molecular function: heme binding. The record is from RefSeq and is a predicted model, not a curated record. Lineage: Eukaryota; Metazoa; Chordata; Actinopteri; Cichliformes; Cichlidae. The transcript is spliced from 6 exons. The coding region runs from base 174 to 731 and encodes 185 amino acids.